Messenger RNA from Salvia miltiorrhiza (redroot sage), 1353 nucleotides. RefSeq lists its product as uncharacterized. NCBI's taxonomy places the organism in Eukaryota, Viridiplantae, Streptophyta, Magnoliopsida, Lamiales, Lamiaceae. The transcript has a single exon. Gene Ontology annotation, cellular component: membrane. Bases 204 to 1148 code for a protein of 314 amino acids. The record is from RefSeq and is a predicted model, not a curated record.
GCCUUCCCUUUCCACAUAUAUACUGUUGAAACUAAAGAAAAACAGUUCCUCUUUUGUUUCCCCACAAAGCACAACACAGACAUUUUGAUCAGCAUUAGCAAAACCCCCAAUUAAAUACAACUAAUGAAGCUCCUAUUUUUAUGUCUGAAACAGAAACCACAUUCAUUCCCUUUCAACAAAUCCUGUGAUCACAAAAUCUUUAAAUGGGCUCCUCCCUCUUCUCUCUCUCUCUCUCACUCUCACUCUCACUCUCACUCCUACUCGCCCCAAAAGCUGAAACUCUCGAGAUCAAAUCAGCCACCACUCUCGAUUCCCUCAUCCGUGACUACACCUUGCGAUCAUACACCACCAACAGUUUCAAGACCGGCAAGCUCUACGACGUCGUUUUACCGGCAAAUCUCUCCGCCGCCGGCAUACACGCCGACGCAAUAAGGCUACGCUGCGGCAGCCUCCAACGCUACGGCGCAAGAAUCAAAGAGUUCCACCUCGACAGCGGCGCAAACGCGCAUCCCUGCAUCGAGAGACUCAUCCUCGUACGACAAAGCGUCGCCUCAAACUGGUCUUCUGUGUUCUACAACACGGGCGAGCUCUCCGCCUAUCGCCUCGUCUCGCCCAUCCUCGGCCUCCUCGCUUACACCAUCGGAGGCGGAGGCGGCAAUAUCAGCAGCAUUCCGACUGAGUUAACUCAGCCGCGGAAGAAUCCGAUAUCGAUAGAUUUCACGAACGCGACGUUGUUGCUGGACAAAUCAAAAAGCGGCAGCCCUCUGUGCGCGAGUUUCGGGGUCGAUGGGAAGGUUGCGGUGUGGAAGCAGGAGCGGGCGAAUGUGUGCGCGGCGGCGGGGCAGGGGCACUUCGGGGUGGUGGUGGAGGUGGCGCUGAUGCCGCUGAAGGGGAAGGUGAGCAAGGCGAAGAUCGUGGUGGUGAGCUCGAUAGGGGCGGCGUUGGGGGCUUUCCUGCUGAGUUUGCUGGUGAUCGCGAUGCUUGUGAACGCGAAGAAGAAGGCGAGGAUGGAUGAGAUGGAGAGGCGCGCGUACGAGGAGGAGGCGCUGCAGGUGUCGAUGGUGGGCCAUGUCAGGGCGGUUACGGCUUCCGGUACCAGGACUGCGCCAACCAUCGAGCAUUAUGAUUAUCGAGUUCGACAUUCUUGACUUUUUCGAUUUUCUACUUCUGCUUCGAUUGUUUGCUGAUUUUUUUUUUAUUGUUUAUUGAUCAUGAGAACAUAUAUGAUUCAACUGAUUCAACUGGGUUUGGAGAAUAGGAUUUCAGAAGAGAAAUUAAUCGCUGACUAUUGUCUUCUUCAGUUCUGCUGAUCUGACUUUUUUUUUUGGUAUUACUAUUAUUCUAUUUUUGGUC